Brettanomyces bruxellensis is the source of this 2439-nucleotide messenger RNA. RefSeq lists its product as uncharacterized. The transcript has a single exon. Gene Ontology annotation, biological process: regulation of transcription by RNA polymerase II; rDNA heterochromatin formation; silent mating-type cassette heterochromatin formation. NCBI's taxonomy places the organism in Eukaryota, Fungi, Ascomycota, Pichiomycetes, Pichiales, Pichiaceae. The record is from RefSeq and is a predicted model, not a curated record. The coding region runs from base 1 to 2439 and encodes 812 amino acids.
AUGUCCUUUAACAGUUACUCACAGAAAGUAAUUCUUAAAGUGCUUUAUACUUUUGAUGACCUCACCACAUUUCUUGUGCGCUCACAAAAACCGAUCGAGGCCAAACUUAUUAAAUUGCCAAACAAACCAUGUCCUGCCGAAAAUUUCUCGGAAUCUAUAAUCGGAUGUAUCGACCUGCGAAAGUGCUUUGACUUGGUGUCAUCGAGUUCUCCGGAAUGGUUUGAAAAAGGUUCAGACUUUUCUGUCUAUUCAAAAGAUGUGGUAGAGCCAGGGCAACCUUUUGUUGCCUAUGGGUUAUGGUCAAAGUUAAAAGAUAAAAAAGCGCCUGUUAUUAUUACAGGUCGUUUUUGCAAGAGUGUGGUGAACAUAUUCGCUUCCCAGGGUAAUGUUGACGUUCUUGAGGUGCGACUUAAAUUUAGCGAGCUUGAAAAUGGAAGUACAAAUGGAACGACAAGCGGUGGUCAUCCAAAGAAGCGUUGCGGUGUCUCCAAUAAUCUGAAGCAUUCAUCAUUGAUGUCAUCUAAUUCGGAUUAUCCCAGUGAAUUUAAAAAAAGAAAAACAAUACGCAAUAAUAGAGCGGCAGCGAUUAGGUCAACUCUGGAUUUCGACAGGGCCCCUUUAGCCACACGGACGCAGUCUUUACCAUUUAUAUCCGAGCAUUCGUUAGCACAUCGGAUAUUAAUAUCCGAUAUGCAAAAUGAUCAGGGUAAAGGUGCCGGAGAGGAACUUGAUGCUCGAGGAGAACCGAUUUCCAGUCGAUUUUCAAGUUUUCAGAAGUUGAUGAAGCCAAAUUCUCCUCCGACACGGGCAAAAAGGACUAAGAGUUUUAUGAGAUCUGUUGUCAAAAUUGGUGAUGUAAGUACUUUAGGGAAACCACGAAAAAAGCGUCAUCAGGUUGUCCAAAAAUGUGUCAACUGUGCAUCAACUACAAAUCCACCUUACAAAUUUCAUCGUAAUGGUAUCUACGAGUUUGGCAAUUCCGGCUUGCUAUGUAGUUCGUGUCAUAAACUCAAACAGAGUGAUGAUAUUAAAGGACUCAGAAAGCGUGGCUCGCUGGGUGCAAAAGGGCUAUUUGAUGGUCCAUAUAACAAGUUCACAACAACGACUUCUGGCACUAGUGGCAAAAGCAAACCAGGCAUAUCGCAUUCUGCAUCCGAAUUUAGGACCCGGCCCAAAGUAACGAAAAAUGUUGAACCCGAAGUCAAAUCUUCCCCUUUCUUGUAUUCUUCCCCAACGGCAACUAGUCCACCCAACCCGCACAAGUCAAAAUUUCAUAGAAUUAAAACAGAGGCAUUAGAUAGUUCAGUGAAGGACAGUCCGGACGACCUUCCUGGUUUGUCAUCAUAUCAAACGCAACUUACAGACAUCGACCCGGUCUAUCAUUCUGUACCGAAGAGCAGAUUAAAGGCAGAUAUAAUCAUGCCAUCCGAUUCAACUAGUCAUAUUGAAAUAGAAAAUGAUGUCUCAACCUGUAACUCGACUUCGGAUGAUGAUGCACCAAUAAAUGCUACAAAACUGAACACUACAUUAAUUCCGCUCGAAGAGGAUGAUGAUAAGGAAAACAUGCCACCCAACCAUGGAAAAUUGACGCAAGCUACACCAAAAGCAAAACAAGCUAUAACCUGUCCUGAAGGAGAAGCACAGCUUUCUCCGAGCCUUCAGCGAAUACUUGACUCACUUUCGAAUCAAAGUGGUGGUGUGUCUCCGACGAAAAAGGAGGCAAGCAAUGAAUGGGUGAAUUCGUUUAUUGACUUUUUUGAUGAAGCUAAAAAUGGUGAAAUUGCAAAGUCCUUACAGAUAAGUGGUAAUGGUAUCGAUAACAUAAGUGAUUCAAACAUAGGUGAUGCAGAAGUACAAAGAGUACUUGGAAGCUCCCCAAAUGGUGUGGAUAGUUCGCCAGAAGGUGACAACACAAAAUUUGAAAAGACUCCUAAAGAUAGUGUUGAUAUUCUUCCAGCUGUGGAUGCAAAUGCUGACACGGUAAAAACGCAAGAUGAACCAGAUCUUGACAGUCCUGCGUCUAUAUUCAGUCAACUUUUAGAGGCUGCAAAGCAGCCCUCGAAAUCCGUUUUGGCCGAGCAAGGGCAAGUUAAUGGAGUAGUUAACUCUACUUUGUCAAGUCCUCCUCAAACGGCCAGAGUUUGUGGCAGUAAUGCUGACAGUGAUAGUAUAGUAUCUUGCGAAAUUGGGGAGACAAGAAAAGCGGUUAGUCUAGAUGAAGCAUGCAAUAUCAGAUCUGAACAUCAAAAGGCUCCCGAUGAUGGUUCCCAUCAUGGCCUCGUUAUGCCAAGUUCACCAUAUUUCGUUAAUCAAAUUGAUACAUCCUCUCGGUGUGACACUGACAGUUCGCGUAUUGAUAAAUUCAGUUCCAUGACAAACUUGCCGACGGUCUCGUCUCCGGUCACGGAUCUAUCGUCAACGAUAAGCAGCAUGAAAUAG